Hemibagrus wyckioides is the source of this 8470-nucleotide messenger RNA. It is a transcript of the gene fgf11a, whose product is annotated as fibroblast growth factor 11a. Gene Ontology annotation, molecular function: fibroblast growth factor receptor binding; growth factor activity. Gene Ontology annotation, biological process: positive regulation of protein phosphorylation; animal organ morphogenesis; regulation of cell migration. Gene Ontology annotation, cellular component: cytoplasm. The transcript has 5 exons. NCBI's taxonomy places the organism in Eukaryota, Metazoa, Chordata, Actinopteri, Siluriformes, Bagridae. The record is from RefSeq and is a predicted model, not a curated record. Bases 1262 to 2005 code for a protein of 247 amino acids.
AAUACAGGCAAGAGGGGGAGAGACAGGGAGUACAUACUCAUACACUCUCUCUGUCAAACAUAUAUGCCGUCUCUCUCUCUCUCACACACACUCAUACAGAGUCACAUACUGUCAGAGUUGAAACAGAAUCAGGAACCUGGGACUGAAGAAAACUGGAUCAGAACUGACAUAAUUGGACCUGCGGGACAAGGUUUCUUUCUCAGGACUUGUACAGCAGGACCAGUGCUCGGAGAUGACUGACACAUAGAACCAUUCAUAAAGUAAGGGACAGAAAUCUCCAUCCAUCCUCUCCACACCUCCCUCUUCCCUCUCAUCCUUCAUUCAUUCAUCCCGCUCUCCUCUCGUUUCUCAACGUGGGUGAAGGACACAGGACUGCCUGCUCAUCUGUGUUAGCUGCACACCAUAGUGCACUCCUUCCUCUCUCCCUCUCUCUCCCUCUCAUUCAUUCUCCGCUCUCUCCCUCGUUCCUGAAUGUCACCUCUGCAUGAGGGAGCCUGUGGAAUUUACAAACCAUUUCCCAAAGGCCAGAGAUGGAGCGAACACUGAGGGGGCUGAAAGAUGACAGAAUCAGUCUUCCAUCCAAUUCCGUUCAUCCGUGCUUCUCUUUCUGUCAUUCCUUACUCUGGACGUGAGCUUCUGGCAUUGAUUGGACCUGGUUUCGGUUUUUUAUAUUUUUAAUGUAUCUUAAAAGUGAUUUCUUUGAUUUUAAAAUUGUGUUCAUUUUGUAAUUGAAUUCCACUGCGGAUUGCCUUGUUUGUAGUUUUUUUUUUUUCUAGAACAUUUUUCAAUUGCAAUUUGCGUUUUUUGAAUCUGGCUAGCUUAUUGAUUGCCGCUGUGAAAUACUGAUAACAUCUGGAGUCGAUGUAAAGCUGAAGUAUCUGCUCAAGGUUUCUCUGUGCAUGUGGAGCUGGGACUUACCGGACAAGCUACGACAGGACAGCAGACAAGAGACACAGACAGGACAGAGCUUGACAGAAGCAUGCUUUGUCCGUGUUUAGCUCUUCCAACUCCAACAUGACUCUGGUAAUAACUCACUGUCACACUCGAGGUCCAACACUGGCAUAUUAGAGCGACUUCUGAAACACGACACCAGCAAGCCACCCAACAACUUCAACAGUCUCCACCCUCAAGAGACUUUUAUUUCAUUUCUGUCUUUCUGGCUGUGCUUCGUUGGCAUCUCUGUCCAUCAUCCUGGGUGGUUGGGCAGGUUGGCGGCUCAGUGACGCCCUCCGUGCCCCUUGGGUGAGCUGGGCACAGCAAGAUGGCCGCCCUCGCCAGCUCACUGAUCCGACAGCGCAGGGAAGUGAAGGACCAGCAGGCCAACCGGCAGAUCUCCAACAAGCGCAAACCCUGCCCCAAGAGCAACAAGUCUCUAUGUCAAAAACAGAUCCUCAUCCUCAUCUCCAAAGUGCGACUAUGUGGCAGUCGAGGGAGAAAACUGGAGAAGAGACCAGAGCCUCAGCUGAAAGGCAUCGUCACACGUCUGUACUGCCGGCAUGGAUUCUACCUCCAGAUGUUACCAGAUGGCACCAUGGACGGCACAAAGGACGAAAACAGCUCCUUUUUGCUGUUCAACUUGAUUCCUGUGGGUCUGAGAAUAGUCGCUAUCCAGAGCACGAAGACGGGCCUCUACGUUGCCAUGAACAGUGAGGGCUACCUCUACACUUCUGAACACUUCACGCCAGAGUGUAAGUUUAAAGAGUGUGUGUUUGAAAACUACUACGUGACGUAUUCGUCCAUCCUGUACCGGCAGACACAGUCAGGCCGAGCCUGGUACAUCGGCAUCAACCGCGAUGGCCAGGUCAUGAAGGGCAACCGAGUCAAAAAGACAAAAGGAGCCGCCCACUUCCUGCCGAAACUCAUUGAAGUGGCCAUGUACAGGGAGCCUUCACUGCAUGACAUCGGUGAGCAGAGCCCACCACGGAAAACAGCCAAAACUUCAGACUCUCCUGUCAACAAUGAUGACAAGAAUGACCCGUUGCCUCCUAAAACUGGCGCCUCCUAGCGACCGGAGGAGAUAAGACUGGAGAAUAUGCCACUAUACCAAGGGAAAUGGCAUGGGCAUGAGAAAAAUAGUCAGUGCAGUCCUAUUACUGAUGCCAUUACCCAUGAUGCAGGAGCUCAAUGAACCCUGCCUGAUGGACACCUCUUCUCCUGUUACCGCCUUCCUAUGUGAACCUGGGAAUUUUUUUGAGCAAUAAGAACCCUGAGUUAUUCCGGGUGUACGUUUUAAGAGAGAAAUGAGCUGUGACACCAUUCAACUCCUCCUUCCUUUUUUAUGCCUUUUGUCUGACCAGCGUCAGUUUCAAGCACCAUCUCAUGACACUGGAAGAUUCUGACAUUCGGCUGUAUUGUUUUGGAAGCAUCAGUUCGUGUUGUUGUGCUGCACAGUUGAUCCUGUGCAGUCGUCCUCCUGUAUCUCUAAGCCGAGUGUAAUCUCCUCCUUGCCUCCUCUGCUGUUUGAUUAGUUUGUGACAUAGAGUCAAUUUUCCACUCCACAGCACAGGAAAAACCCAGCAUGUACUCCAGGGUACCAUUAAGACAAUCGCAUGCUUGUGUGAGGCUCACACACACACACAUACACAUACAUACGCACACACACAAAGAAGGAAAUUCGAUAGAAAAAGAACACGCACAGGAGUAAUACAUUCUCUCCUUCCUGUAUGAUAAUGCUAUAAAAAUAUACACCCCAAGGAGCUAAAAAGCUUUCUCUGCCCGUAUAUAAUAGCCUCAAAACUGAUGAAAGUGUGUGGAUGUGUGAGAGGUGACUCGUAACUGUGGAAACAGAGGUACAUUAUCACUCUUUUUUUUUUUUUUUUGCUUUGAUUGUUUUUUCUCCAGAUGCCCUGGGAGUAAUAUUCCUGCUGCUCUCCUUUUUUCCUGUUCCAUUUCAUCUUGUCUUUUCUUCUCUUUUUCAAAAGCUGUUUCAUUUGCUAAACAAUCAAUUCAGCACCAUCUUCAAGUCCAUAGUCUUGUAAUCAACAUUUGACCAAAGACAAUUAUUGGAAAACCAAGCAAAUCAUAACAACACACACAAACUGUCUUCCGUCUUCUAAUAUCGUGUAACAUACUCAGAUCACAAAUCGCAUUCAUUUCAUUCAGAUUUUUGUAUGUAAUAAUCAUUUUGGGUAUCAGAUAUUAUUGGAAUUUCUCUUUUUCUCUAAUAAUACUUUUGUAUAUGUUGCCUAGCAGGGCUUUUAAACCAUAAACAUGAUCCACUCUCCCUGCUCAUGAACAUCUGUCCUAAUUAAGAGUGAACUUCUUAUCGAUCUCGGUGACGCUGUUCUGGAAAUGACGCAUCUGAGAGCACACAGAGGUUACAUGUAGAGACAAAGCGAAGAAUCUUGCUUUUUAGAUCAAUGCAAUAAUCUUCUCUAACUGCAGUAGGGAGGAAUAGUGGAAAGCUGAUGGAAAGAUAACAGAUAGGAGAAAGUAAAUUGCUUCAUCAGUCUUAGGAAUCACUGGCAUUUAUUUAUUGCACUGAAAAACUGGGAUACUUUGAAAUCAAAUCACAUUAAAAGAAUGGACUUGAACUGCGCUUUAGUAUUUAUAACCACAAGUUUCUUUAUAGCUCCAAGAGCCUUACAGUAUUACAGCAUUACAGUACAAAGCAAAAUCUGAAGGGCUAGUUUUAUCCAUAACGUACACUAUCUUCUAUAUAUCAUCAUCAUUUAUAUUUCUGUAAAGCUGCUUUGAGACAAUGUCCAUUGCCAAAAGCGCUAUAUAAAUAUAAUUGAAUCGAACUGAAUUGUCGUCUCCGGUAGCUGCGGUUUCUCACAUAUUCUCUUCAUUAAGAAACAUUAAAAUAAACAACAAACAAAAAACAUUUUGCUAAUAUUAAAUAAAAGACCAGUAGGGACAAAAAAACAUAUGUAGAUGUUUUGAUAGUUGAAGGUAAAAAAAAAAAAGGGAAGACGCCUUAGAGGUUAAGCCUGAUUAAGACCUAGUGGCCUGGUCUAAUUAAUGACUUCAAUUACACCGCUAAAUUGUUCUUUUAGUCUCUCAUACUCCCUCUUGCCACAUUGUCUCAUGUGCCCAAGGCAGAGCUCAUUAUUUGCAUGCACUUUCACAAAUCAGACCAGUUUUUUAAAGACCAAGGCUUAUUUCAAGUCCACGGCCAAUUACAGAGGAGAUUUACAGAUGUUUUUAGGCUGUGUAACUAGCUGAGAUUCAUAUGCGUUUUAUGCUAAUUAUGCUACAAACACGAACGCUGUGGUAGAAUUUCAAAACGGUUGGGAUGACUUUAUAGUAAACAAAGAGCUCCUGUCUUUCAGAGACUUUACUCCAGACCAAGUUUCGGGAAAACUAGUUAGCUGAUAAAUGAAAGCCAGUUUGAACCACUUUUGUUCAGAUCACUUUAAAUACAUGUCUGCAUGCUUUAUAUACGUUUCUCAGCUUUCUUUGAGAGAGAUAAGCUUGAGAACAAAACAUCUGAAGCUUUGCUUAUAAGAGAGGAGGGGACAUGGUGUAUAUUGUGAAGUUCUUCAUUUUGUUUCUAUGCCUGGUUACUGCUGAACGGUUCAUUUAGGAAUUUUCAGUUCUAGCUUGCAUAGCCUAACAGUUAAAAUGUUUUGUGUUGGAAUAUGCUUACAGCAGAAGCUAAUUAUUGUUUCUCUUGAUGCAUCGAGUGCUUUCAUUUGCAUAACUACUAAAUUCAAAGUAAUGGCUAAAGAGUUUUGUAGAACUGAAAUUAGUUGACUUGGUGGUGAAGGCUGCAUAAUUUGUAGGUGUUUUUGCAGCUACAAAAAUUUAACUGAGUUGGAAGUGUGUGCGGUUGCGAGGAUGAUCCUUUUAACAAAACUUCAUAAAUGUACAUUCAUGAUCAGAAUGUAGGGGCAAAGUCAAAAUAGAAACAAAUCUAGCAAAAGAAAUUCAGUAAACUGACAGCCAGUUGUGAUCAACAAACAUCUGAGUGGGAAUUAUGUAAUAUAUGGACUGGAGUCAGGUGUGACAUGGAUUGUGCAGCAGUGAUGCUGGAAAGUUGUAGUGAAGUAUUACUGUAACAUAUUAUUCACAUCAAUCUUAUUAUUCAAACUGAAACUAAAGUUGGCAUGCCCAGUUUAAUUUAAAAUCAAAGUACACAGAUCUACAUGAUAGAAGGAAACAUAUAUAUAUAUAUAUAUAUAUUUGUUAUAUAUAUUUGGUAGAUCAUCAUUUGUACUGUAGAUGGAGACAAAGUUCAUUAAUUAAAUUUGUGGGUUCAUGGGGAUUAUUUUUAUUUGCAUAUUGUAAAUAUUAAAAAAAAAAUAAAAUAAAUUAAAAAAUAGGCAACAUAAAAAACACAGCGAAUGUAAUGUGAACAGAUUGUACAAAGGGAAAAAGAAGGAAAGAUUCUUAGCUAGUGAUGAAAGGCUGCGCGAUUAAAUCCCAGGACUGCCAGUGAACCGCUGCUGAGCCCUUAAGCAAAACUCUUAACCUUCAGAUCCUGAGCACUAUGAUUUAUGUAUAAAUGAAAAUGCAAGUAUUAAGUACUCAUUACUGAGAUAAAUGACAAAAUAUCAUGGUUUUAAUUAUUGCCAUUUCAUUCAGUUUAACAUUAACGAUUAAAUAUCAGUUAUUGUUUGUAUGCAGUGUAGUUCAAACCUCUAUUUGCACAAAAUGUCUGUGCACUGUGGCUUUUACUCCAAAUGCACCUGUGAAGAAAUAAUAACUUAAAAGAAAAUGAAUUCUACGCAGAAUAUCUAUACAACUCGUAAUUUGUUUCAGCCCAUUCAUGACUUCAGCAUCAUCAACAGCGGUGUGCUGACUUGAAUCUAAAGCUGUAGAUUGAUCUAAAAGUGCACAGGAAAUGACACCCAAUACUCCAAUGUUAAUCUCUUCCUCCAAACUCUCCAGGGGACAAAAAUAAAAUAAAUAAAAAAAACGAUCCAUUCGGCUUCCAGAUCAUUUUAAAGAUCAUUAUGAUAAAGUGAUGCUGUGCCAUCUGCGAUAACCUGCUAGAAAAAAGGAGUAAUAUAUUUAUUGCUAUUUGCACUGUUUCAGCUUCAGGUACAGGCUUACACUGAUCAGAGAGAGAGAGAGAGAGAGAGAGAGCAGUGUAUAUGAAAUCUACAUCAAAUGCACAAUGAGAUCAGUUAGGCAAUACAGGCAACGGCGUAGUCUUACACAGCUUCUACUUAUUGGUAGAUUUUUUUAUUUCAAUACUGUUUGUUUCAGUGUUUUAGCUUUAAAAGGGUGGGGUUUUUUUUUAUUUAGCUUGAGUUAGUAUUAAUUCCUGAAAGUUACUUUGCAGUGAUACUUAUCCAAAAAUAGACGUGCUAGGAAUUGUUUUUUUGUUCAUUUAUUUAUGAAGUUGUGAUGUGUGUUUUGGAUUUCUUUUCAAUAUCUAAACUCUCCUCUACUUUAUCAGAAUUCUGCGUAGUUCUGACUCAAACAUAUUCAAUCAUAACUCCUUUAAAAAUAUCUUUUUAAAGUGUGUAUAUAUGUGUGUGUUUGUGUGUGUUCCGUGUCUUCCCUCUAUUGUCUUCCUUUUCUUUCUGCAUCAUUAAGAAAUUAGUGUCUUAAAAGGGAGUGUAUAACACAGUUGCUGCCUGUUAUGUAUUGUAUUGUGUGUGUGUAUAUGUGAGUGUGUGAGUGUGUGUGUGUGUGUGUGUCAGAGAGAGAGAGAGAGAGAGAGAGAGAGAGAUAAAUGAGGCAUGUAGAGUCACAAAACCAAACCUAUAAGCUGUAUCUUGGAUAGACAGAUUAAAUGAAGUGUAUUGAGAAGAAGUGUGCCCAAUCUGAGUGAUGCUUGCUGGAGAAGUGCUUAUUGUAAUUGUGUGUGUGUGUGUGUGUGUGUGCGUGUGCGUGCGUGCAUGCAUGUGGGGGUUUGAGGUGUAGCCCAAUCCCUGCAUCUGCAAUGCAGCAGAAAAGACAAAAAAAAAAAAGAAAGAAAGAAAACCCAGCCCUCCUCACAAGGUCCAACUAAACGGUGAUUCCCUCUGAGCAGUGGCUCUCCUCUCAGGCGCUACAGUCAUUUUUACACUCUCCUGUUUUCCCCUUGUGCAAACUUUCCUCUUUCCCCCCUUUAUGUUGAGCUGCGGUUUUAAGGAUAUAGAGGAAAACAAACCCAAGUGUCUUCAUUGUCUGAAGAUUUUAUGUGUUUGUUUUUUUUUAUGUGAAAAUCUGUCACAGUAUAUUAUGUCUAUAAUGGUGAUUUAAUUGAAAUUUCAAGUCACUCCAAAUAUUCUACAAUGUGGAUUAUAGGAUUUUUUCCCUUUUAGAUGAAUUCAUUUGAAUGAACAAACUGGUCAAAGUAUGAUUUUGAGUUACUGUUCAAGUUGUGUGAAAGACGAGUGUUCUGUCAUAAAAUAUCUGAGCCAAUCAUGUUCCAAUAUGCAAAUACAGGCCAUGUAACACUGUUGAAUCAGGAACAGGAGGAGUGGGUGAUGUGCAUGUAGGGUAAGGGACGUCACAAAUUGGGAUUUUUUUAUGUCGGUGAAAGUCUAUGUGCUUUUGUGCCUUUUAUGUUGUUUAAUGAAUUCUUUCGUAGUCACCACAUGAAAUUAAUUCAAGAUUUAAUAGCCGAAGAAAGUACUGGAUUUCAUAUGAGAUUUGUUUAUUUGUUCUAAAGCCAUUAGAGUGUUUACUGGCCUUGUUUGGGUCUCCAUGUGCAAUGUCACUGAUAAGCACUUUUUUUUUUCUUUAUUUGCUUAUUUACUGGAGGUCUGCUUAGGACUGGAUUAUUACUGACAUGUUGAUGUAAGCAUACGCCUCUGCAUCGUGACUAAUAUUGCAAAGUCUGUGAUUCAUUCCUGUCUGGGAAAAGUGUGAAAUGAGACUGUGGUCUAAAACCUACAGUCGAGAAUGAAUUAACCAGGACUUGAAUUAAACAGCAGCCCACACCUUUUAAAAGGAGACCGAGCUCAAGACCUUUCACCUUUGUCAGUUAGGUACCUGGAACUCUUGCAGCAAUAUGGACUGCUUGUUUUGGUUAUUACUCUCCUUAUUAAAACACACACACACACACUCACACCUUAUAGCCAUGUGUGUGACCUACUCCGAUUGGAUAGAUUACUGUAAAGAAGUCUUCCAAAAAGGAUUUUAAAAAAAAACGAACCAUAUUUUUUGUUUCUUGUCUUCCAAACCAAGACAGUUCAACAGUCUUCCAAUGACACUAUUUUUUAUAAAAGAAAGGGACAAUCCAAGUGGAAUCGUGUGGAGGAUUGGUUUCACCAAAACAACAAAAAGCCAAACAACAUGGCACCAAAAACAUGGACUGUUACAAGAGAUUUUAAGGACACAUGAUGGAAGACUUUGAUGCCUGAAGCAAAAUUACAUGAAAGAAGAAGUAUCAUGAAAGUAACCAUACUCUAAAAGCAUGCAUGAACCGACAUUUACUGGACACAUUUAAAAAAAAAAAAAAAAAGAUCCCUAUUUAAUAAGUCAGCGUGACCCCAUCCAUUUUACCUUCCCCACCCAUCCUCAACCCUGCAUUUGCAAUAGAAUCUGUAUCUAUUUCUAUAAUAACUAAGUCUGAGGGAGACAUAUU